AUGGCUAGCUUCGCUUCACAAAUUUCCUCUGUUUUGUUGUUUCUGCUAUUUACAACAAUAUUCAACAGUGUGAUCAGUUGCAAUGAAAGUGAUGAAAGGCUGCUUUUAAUCUUCAAACAAGGAGUGGUUGAUCCAAACAACCAACUCUCUUCUUGGACUACCGAAGAAGAUUGCUGUUUAUGGGAGGGAGUUCAUUGCAACAACAUGACCGGAAGAGUCACAGAGCUUUCUCUUUUCAAUCAUACAUUACGAGGUGACAUUAAUCUGUGUGUGCUUCAACUUGAAUUCCUCAACCACUUGGACUUGAGCCACAAUGACUUCAAAACUGUGAGUAUGCCACCAUGCCAAAUCUCCAAAUCUCCCUUUGAUGCUCACAAGUUUCACAACAAAUCACUUGCUACUCCUUCCAAUCACUCAGCUAGUUUCUCUGUUGUUCUACAGAGUAACAGGGAUAGCAAGUUGGUUGACUUGGACUUAUCGUAUAAUCACUUGAGAGGAGCACUUCCUGAUUGUUGGGCCAAUUGGAAACAAUUAAGAUUCCUUAAUUUGGGAAGUAAUAUGCUAACAGGAGCUAUGCCACAUUGCCUAUAUAACAUCAUGCAGCCGAUUAUGGAAUAUUAUCCGAUACAUGAAAUAGAAGUCUUUGCUAAAGGAAGAGAAUUGGAUUACAAGAACUUUAGAGAGGUGCAUAGCAUUGAUCUUUCCACUAACAAUUUGUCCGGAGAAAUCCCUAAGGAGUUGUUUAAGUUAGUUCAGCUACGGUUCUUAAAUUUGUCUCGAAACCAUUUCACUGGGAAGAUUCCUGAGGAAAUUGGUGGCAUGAAAGACUUGGAAUCUUUUCAUCUCAGCUACAAUAAGCUUUCUGGAGAAAUUCCUUCAACAAUCUCUAAUUUGUCUUUUCUUGAUUAUUUGAACCUCUCAUACAACGAUUUCACUGGACAAAUCCCGUUGGGAACCCAAAUUCAGAGUUUUGACCCAUGGAGUUUUGUUGGUAAUGAUCUUUGUGGAGAUCCUCUUCCAAAGAAGUGCUACAAGAAAGAAGCUUGUAAUGACUCAAAGCCAGCUGAAGGAAAUGAAGAUGAUGAUUUUCUGAAGUCAUUGUAUCUGGGGAUGGGAGUAGGAUUUGCAACAGGCUCCUUGGGAGUUUGUGGUUCUCUCUUCCUCAUCAGAGCAUGGAGACGCAAAUUUUUUCAACUGUUUCAUCUUCUAGCAGAUCGACUUUAUGUCAUCGUGGCCCUCAAGUUGAAAAAAGCUUCCAAUGAAUAUUAA
Messenger RNA from Neltuma alba, 1269 nucleotides. RefSeq names its product polygalacturonase inhibitor-like. NCBI's taxonomy places the organism in Eukaryota, Viridiplantae, Streptophyta, Magnoliopsida, Fabales, Fabaceae. Bases 1 to 1269 code for a protein of 422 amino acids. The record is from RefSeq and is a predicted model, not a curated record. The transcript has 3 exons. Gene Ontology annotation, molecular function: protein binding.